AUGGCACAGGCGGGAGCGAAGAUUGCGCUGAACUACAAUGCCAGCGUCGACGCGGCCACUGAGGCAAUGCUGAUUGCCGGUGAUGUCUCCGAUGAGGGCCAGGCGGAGCAAACGAUAAAAGCAGUUGUCAAAGAGUUUGGCCGCAUCGACAUCCUGGUCAACAACGCGGGAAUUAACCGCGACCGCCUGCUGCUGCGGAUGACACCGGCCGACUUCGAUGAAGUGCUGCAGGUCAACCUGAGAGGCGCGUUUCUCUGCACCAAGUUCGUCAUGCCGCAUCUGAUUAGGCAGCACUACGGUCGAGUGAUCAACAUGUCGUCUGUCGUUGGCCUAAGCGGCAAUCCCGGGCAAGCGAACUACGCUGCGGCCAAGGCUGGUCUUAUCGGGUUCACCAAAGCAGUGGCACGGGAGGUCGCGUCUCGCAAUGUGACGGUAAACGCGGUUGCGCCCGGUUACAUCGCCACCGGGAUGGUUGAAGGCCUGACCGAGGAAAAGCGCAAACAGAUCCUGGAGCGUAUCCCCAUGGGGCGGUUCGGCUCUUCGGAGGACGUGGCUGAGACCAUACUCUUCCUGAGCAGCGGGGGCGCGAGCUACCUGACGGGUCAGGUUCUCACUGUGGAUGGCGGCCUUAUCGCCUGA
This is a messenger RNA of Geodia barretti, 639 nucleotides long. NCBI's taxonomy places the organism in Eukaryota, Metazoa, Porifera, Demospongiae, Tetractinellida, Geodiidae. The record is from the annotation of a GenBank genome assembly.